ACCCACAACGAUACUGUACCAAAAAGAAACAAAUCCCCGCUGUGUCCCGUCAAAUUAUCCGUAACAUAUGAAAGCAACCGGUUUUACUACAGCUCCCGAGUAUUUACGGCAGCCGGUUGCCAUAACGUCUAAGAACAUGGCAGAAGCAGCGCAGGGUCCCGGUGCUGGUCUGAGUGCAGAGGAUGUAUUAAGGGCAAGCCAGGAGAAUCCCGCACCGGGGGCAGAGAGUGGGACACCGGGAGGAGCUGCCCGGAACAAAGCCGUGUGUCUGAUUGUGCUGGGCAUGGCGGGCUCCGGAAAAACUACCUUCGUUCAGAGGCUGACGGCUCAUCUUCACUCACAGAAAUCUCCUCCGUACGUCAUCAACUUGGACCCUGCUGUCCAUGAGGUCCCCUUCCCUGCAAACAUUGACAUCAGGGACACUGUGAACUAUAAGGAGGUGAUGAAGCAGUACGGACUCGGUCCAAACGGAGGCAUUGUGACAUCCCUCAACCUGUUUGCUACACGCUUCGAUCAGGUGAUGCAGUUUAUAGAAAAGAAACAGCACAAUCACCGGUAUGUGCUGAUUGACACCCCGGGUCAGAUUGAAGUCUUCACCUGGUCGGCAUCUGGAACUAUCAUUACAGAGGCUCUGGCGUCAUCCUUUCCUUGUGUGGUGAUCUACGUCAUGGACACGUCCCGCAGCGUCAACCCUGUGACCUUCAUGUCCAACAUGCUCUACGCUUGCAGCAUCCUCUACAAGACUAAACUGCCUUUCAUCGUCGUCAUGAACAAGACGGAUAUCAUUGACCACAGUUUUGCAGUGGAAUGGAUGCACGACUUUGAGGUUUUCCAGGAUGCACUGAACCAGGAAACCUCGUAUGUGAGCAACCUGACUCGCUCCAUGAGUCUGGUGCUGGAUGAGUUCUACACUAACCUCAGGGUGGUGGGUGUGUCUGCAGUGACAGGAAGUGGAAUGGAUGAGCUCUUCCUUCAGGUGGAGGAUGCUGCUGAGGAGUAUGAAAGAGAGUACCGCCCCGAAUAUGAACGACUCCACAAACAGCUGGCAGAGGCUCAGAGCAAGAAGCAGCAGGAGCAACUGGAGCGGCUGAGGAAGGACCUCGGAGCUGUGGACAUGACAAACACACCUUCCACAGAGGACACAGCCAUUGCUGGACCAAGUGACCUCAUCAUGACCCGUGGUAACCUUGACGAUGGCGAAGAGGAGGAAGUGGACAGCGACACAGACGACAUCGACCACACAGUAACGGAGGAGAGCAAGGAGCACGAGGCCUUUGGGAACUUCCUGAAGGAGAGAAAGGAGGUGCUUCAGGUCCGCAACAGAAAGAGUAACACUGACCUUUGACCUCUACACCCAACUCCUGUCUCUACGUGGUUACAAGAAGAGGAUGGAGCAAGAGAAACUCUGGACGUAGAGUAAAUUCUUCCAUCACUGAAGUUCAGAUAUGAGAAGAAACUAAACGCAGUGUGGCCAGCUCCCCUCUGACCAUUAGUGAAGCUGGUUGGCUGCUGUUCAGUGUCACCUCGUCUUUAACACAAAGUUUUAUUUUUAUAAAAGACUUCUAUUAUUUUCGGCUGAUGUUGACUGUGACUGUUUGUGAAAAGCACUGAGGCGAUUUAUCCUAAAUAAAACCAAGCUUUUAGUUUGAAGCUGGUUGUAGUUUACAGUUUAAUGAACUAUAGAUUCUCUAAAUGUGUUGGACUCAAGCGAACGCUGUACAUUCACCACAAACCAACUCUCCUGUCUAGACCGCUUACUCGUCCACAAGUUGUAAAUUUAUUCAUGCAUGUUUGUGUUUGUUUAGAUUAAUAUGCGUCUUCCCAUAAGUAUAAAAUGUGCAUCAGAGGACAUAAAGUCCUGGACAGAACUCUUGAUUCAGUGCAUGACAUUUGGAUGAUGAGCAGUAGUUUCUUACUGAUCAGCCUGUGCUGAAAGCAGGACUGUAAAAACUCCUGAUUUCAUUCAUGCCUCUGCUCAGUGAAUGGACUAGGAUUCGCCGCCUGUCGACCAUCUGCCAUGUCGCUGUGUUCUGUCGCCUACGUGCACUCAAAGCUGGCAGCGUGGUCGGAUGAAAGCGCAGCUGAGUCACUUUCCACGCGCUUCUUUCAUCCUGUGUGAAAAGACAGAACGCGUGCCUUCAUAACCAGGCAGCGUGCCGUUAGAGACUGAAUGUUUGUCCGCGCCAUCGCUGCAAACCGUCCGUCAUUUUACAGUUCACGCAGAAGAAUCAGGAAAAUGCAAAUUAAAUAAAUUUAAACACUUGA
Messenger RNA from Betta splendens (Siamese fighting fish), 2265 nucleotides. RefSeq names its product GPN-loop GTPase 1 (gene gpn1). The coding region runs from base 68 to 1345 and encodes 425 amino acids. The record is from RefSeq and is a predicted model, not a curated record. The transcript has 13 exons. Gene Ontology annotation, molecular function: GTPase activity. Lineage: Eukaryota; Metazoa; Chordata; Actinopteri; Anabantiformes; Osphronemidae.